CAAUGUAAUGUGAGAAAACGCCAGAAUAUUAUAGGUCUUCCGCAAUGGCUGGAACGGUUCUCUGUGAAGCUACAGAACUUUACAAUAUUAUAAACCAGUACGUCCGAGUGUCAAGACUAUCAGAAUUCAACUACCUUUGUUUGAUUGAUGCACGAAAUAAAGACGAAUACAACGAGAGCCAUGUCAUCACUGCAAGGAGAGCAAAAUGGGAUGCAAUGGGAAAGUUUACGAUGCCUGCUGAUGUGGAGGUUGAAAGCUUGCGGUAUUGUGUGGUGUAUGAUAGCAACACCAGCUCCUUGCAGAGUUCAGGUCCUGCCGCUGAGGUCGCUGGAACUCUGGCGAAAACAAGCCGCCAUCCAGUUCAUAUUCUAAAAGGAGGCUACGAGAGGUUCUCUGCUUUGUACCCAUUCCUUCGAACACAGAAGAUUCUUUACACCGUCCAGGAACUGGAGGACCUGCAGCCCUACCCAGUUGAGGUACUACUUGGCCAGCUGUACAUGGGUGACUAUAGACAGGCCACUAAUCUGCACAUCCAUAAACAUCUCAAACUGAGAGCCCUCAUCAAUGUCUCAGAAGAUACCAGUGAUGUGUUUGAGAGCGGCGCUUGUACAGUUUUACACAUUCCUGUGGCGGAUUCCACUGAGGCUGAUCUAUAUGGAUUUUUUGAGAGGGCCUGUGAGUUCAUUGACACUCACCUCAGUGCUGGUUCCGCAGUCCUCAUAUUUUCAAGUCAUGGCAUAAGCCGCUGUAGCGCAGUGACAAUAGCCUUCCUUCUGCACCACCUAAAAUCUACACUGAUGGAGGCCUGGGCACACGUGUCGAAAUGCAAAACCAACAUGAGGCCAAACCGGGGGUUUGUGCAACAGCUGUCUGACUGGGAGCAGCACGCUCUGGGACAGAGGGUGACUGAUAUCGCAGAGCCGCUCUACUGAGACAGUCUCCACCACUGUGAAUGAGUCCGGUGGCGGUGCUUUACUCACAGUCAGUUAGAAAGAUGCUCCUGGUGCGGAGUACAUUGUCUUCCAAGCUUAUUUAUUCCUUUGAUAGACUGUGUAAAAAAUAUUUUAGAGAAGAAAUGUACAAAUUAAUGAAAAUAUGUACAUUUUAAACAGAAUGAUCAGAACAAUGGAAAGAGGCAACAGCAAAAAUAAUAGAAAAAAUUAACAAAAAAUAGCACAUUUUUCAAAAAUCAUGUUUUUGAAAUAAGUAAGUAAGUAAAUCAAAGUCUGAUGAACUGACUUGUUGGAAAGGUGGCAUCCUAUGACUGUGCCACAUUGAAAGUCACUGAGCCCAUUCUACUGCCAGUGUUUGUCACUGCAGAUCGCAUGGCUGUGUGCUUGAUUUUAUACACCUGUUAGGAUUAGGUGUGGCUGAAAUAGCCAAAACUACAAAUUAGAAGGGGUGUCCACAUACCUUUGGAAAUGUGGUGUAUUUAAUAACACUGUGGCGGUUAUAGAAAUGUGUGCACAACAGGGUGUGGCCACUCCAGAACAUUUUCCAGUAACCAACACACGAUCAAACUUUCACUCAUGAGGUGUGCAACAUAUGCUUAUGGCCUCUAAGCAGUUUUCUACUCAGUGCUGUCCUAUAAGAAGUUAUUGCUAACACAUGAUGAACAAAAGGAGCUUCAGGUUGCUGCAAGGCUCUUAAUCCUGGUGACUGUGAACAAUGGUCGAGCACUUUUAGUGAUCCCGUAUUUGAGAAAUGUGGCAAAUAUUAGUUUAAGCUGAAGAUGCCGUCUGUUCAAAAUCUUAAAACAAUAUUUGCAUUGAAAACGAAAGUGCGUCAUAAUCUAGCAACAGUGGAAGGAUUUGCCAUAUUGAGUGGGUUUAGAUAUAACCAAGAGCCUGUAGCAAUGGUAACCAUGACAUCCACAUCUACAUUGUAUGCUUGAUGAAUUUCAAAAGUUUCUGUUAUAGGCAGCAAACUUGUAAAAAUGUUUGAUGGCUAUGACAGGUGUGGCAUAUGUCCUAGAGCAACUAUUUUACAAAUGUUUAUAAUGAAAAAUUACUUGUGGAAAAUGUGAGCUGUAAGUGUGUUAAGCAUGUUAUGAAAAAAUCUAAGUGCAUCAAAUUUUUAAAUCAAAUUGCAUUGCUAGGCUUGGUAUAGGCAAUGAAGCUGGCUACGUAUGUAAUAAGUGAGUGCUGAAUAAAUAUGUUAUGCAAAUGCAUUGAUUUGUGAAAAUACAUUUUCUGUUCUCAUUGUGUAGGUCUUUGGAUCUACUUGCUGGGCCUCAAGACAAUAAAAAUA
Anguilla rostrata (American eel) is the source of this 2250-nucleotide messenger RNA. RefSeq names its product serine/threonine/tyrosine interacting-like 1 (gene styxl1). Bases 45 to 932 code for a protein of 295 amino acids. Gene Ontology annotation, molecular function: protein phosphatase binding; pseudophosphatase activity; protein tyrosine/serine/threonine phosphatase activity. The transcript is spliced from 8 exons. The record is from RefSeq and is a predicted model, not a curated record. Gene Ontology annotation, cellular component: mitochondrion. Gene Ontology annotation, biological process: protein dephosphorylation; positive regulation of intrinsic apoptotic signaling pathway; negative regulation of cytoplasmic stress granule assembly. NCBI's taxonomy places the organism in Eukaryota, Metazoa, Chordata, Actinopteri, Anguilliformes, Anguillidae.